CUGCCCUAAUCUAACCUCUGUAGCAUAGCAAUCCAUCUCACAUCUAUAGUAACAGUAGCAUUACCACCAACAGUGGACUCUGCACGAAAAACCCCUCAACGAACACACACACACACAGACCCUGGAUUCCACUCUCAGUCCCUCCUGGAUCAUAGGAUAGAGAUUGAAUCUCUCUUUCUCACUCACACACACACAGAGCAGAAUCCAAAUCAAGGGCAAUGUCGGCGACAUCUAGGGUUUUCAGGGGGUGUAGGGCUUUGCUGGAGGCAGCGAAGGCUGGGACCGGGACCUCCAAGCCCUCUGCCUCUACUUCCAAGAAGACCACUACGACCAAAUCCAAACCAAAACCAAAACCAAGGUCAAAAUCGCCGGUCUCUCCACCGAAGCCCCGUCCACCACCGACUCGACCCACCGGCAUUAUGAAGUCCGCCCCUCUGUCACCGGCGCUCGGGAGCUUCCUCGGCGUCCACGAGACUUCUCGUUCUGAUGCUGUCAAAAAGAUCUGGGACUAUAUCAAGCUGCACAAUCUCCAGAAUCCCACAAAUAAGAAAGAGAUUUAUUGUGAUGCCAAGCUGAAGACAAUCUUUGAAGGGCGGGACAAGGUGGGGUUUUUAGAGAUCGGGAAGUUGCUAUCCCCUCAUUUUGUGAAGACUAACUGAUUCCAAUCAUGAAAUCAACUGUUAGUGUUUUAGUGUUCAAUUAAUGCCCCAGCCCUCUGUUGAGCAAGCUCUUGUAACUCUUGAAUCCUUUGUUGUUAUUAGACUGACGUUUAUGUUUGAGAGUAAACUCUUUGGGGUGGGUCUGUAAUUUUUUAUGUUAUCAGUUGGACAAUCUUGUAAAAAGUAGGCUGGUGCAGAUUAGAAAAAAGGCUCUUUCAUGUGGUUCAUUGAUAUUAGUUUAGCUUUUGUGAGUGAUAUCCAUUUUAUAACAACACUGGUUAUUGUUGAUGCAA
Ilex paraguariensis (yerba mate) is the source of this 952-nucleotide messenger RNA. The record is from the annotation of a GenBank genome assembly. NCBI's taxonomy places the organism in Eukaryota, Viridiplantae, Streptophyta, Magnoliopsida, Aquifoliales, Aquifoliaceae.